Molecule: messenger RNA, 1503 nt
Organism: Effrenium voratum
Lineage: Eukaryota; Dinophyceae; Suessiales; Symbiodiniaceae
Source: the annotation of a GenBank genome assembly
UCAAGCCCAGCGGAGAUGGAGGAGGCAAGCACAGCGCAGGCUCCAGCAUGGCUGCCGCUGCAAUGGGAUCUGGAGGGGGAGACAGGUGACGUGCAGCAGCUGCUGCUGGCGGCCGCGGAAAGUUUGCGAAAGAACCAGCCAGAGGAGGCGAAGGUCAGCUAUGCCAAGGCCUUCAGCAAGCAUUUGGAGCGCCCAAGGAUGCACCUGGCCUUCUCCGCCGCCUUCCCGCUCUUCUUCGCCGCCCUGCGGGAGGGCAGCGAGGGCGGCGACAAGGCCAGCUGCGGCCGGGCGCAGCUGGUCCUGUGCGGUGAUCACAGCACCGACGUGGUCAGCUGCUGCCGGGUUUUGCUGGAGCACGUCCAGUCCAUGUCCAAGUAUGGGGAGGAGCCGCCCGCGAGUCCUCCAGAUGGCACAUCCAGACUCGACUUCGUGCACGAGCUUUGCGCGCAGGUGGGGGUAUCUCUGGACUUGGUGCGCGUGGCCUGUGUCCAGUGGCGACGCAAGGGCCGCACGCUGAAGGCGUCCUCAUCCGCAGUGGCCACCCCGGAGAGCGGCGGCAGGUCGCAAGACACGCCGCAAACGGAGCGCCGCGGGGACGAAUUCCGGAGUCUGAUUCUGAAGGGCACGGAGCGCGCGGGGCGCUUCCUGAGAUCUAUGCAGGCGGAGAUGGAGGAGCUACAAGGGGAAGCGAAAGCACGAGGCGCGGACCAGCCUGGCGUAUUAGAGGAUGGCACCCUGGAUCCUUUGCUGCUGCCCACGUUCGGGCAGUUCAUUGACCAGCAGCUUCUGCCUCUCUACGUGCGUGAUAUCCAGAUGAAGUAUUUGGAAGAGACCUUGGAGCACUACUGCGGCUGCCCCAUCGACUCAGAGGACGAGCAGAAGGCCCGGCAGCUGCUGGGACUAGCAGCCAAGCCCAGGAAGCGGCUCUUGGCCUCUGACUCCCUGCCACCCACGCCGGGCAGCGAGGCCAACCGCAGGACCAAAAUGACCAACCUGGAGGGGUCCAUCCAGCAGUUGAUUCAGGCCCCGCAGAGAAAGCUUCGGGUGCAGAUGACCAACUCCGUGGUGGAGAAGCGCCGCCUCGGCCUCUCCGCGCACGCGGACCUCACACUGCCCCGGGACAUCGUGACGCCGCUGCUUGCGGCCAGGCGCCGAGAGGAGACGCCCUUCCACACGCCGGAGCGCAAGCGCAGCCGCCGGGUGCCGCAGACUGCGCUGCCCACACACCGCGUGUCUGGGGCCUUGCUGCGGUCGCCCGAGGCCAGCGAAGGCCUGGAGGACCUGGCGCCUUCUCCCGUGGCCUGGCGCCGUUCCGGCUCCACGGCGCGGCCGGAGCAGACCGAGGAGCUCACGGCGGACUGGUCUGUUAUGCCUGACACCCCGUGGCGAUGAGAAGGUCGCGCAUAAAAAGGGCACCGGAGUUCGCAAGGCUGGGGGAAUCCUGCACAGAUCAGAACCAACUUACCCGAUGAAAUCUGAUGCACGUGAUAAUGUUAACCCCGG